Gracilinanus agilis (Agile Gracile Mouse Opossum) is the source of this 4520-nucleotide messenger RNA. It is a transcript of the gene PTPN12, whose product is annotated as protein tyrosine phosphatase non-receptor type 12. Lineage: Eukaryota; Metazoa; Chordata; Mammalia; Didelphimorphia; Didelphidae. Gene Ontology annotation, biological process: peptidyl-tyrosine dephosphorylation. The transcript is spliced from 18 exons. The record is from RefSeq and is a predicted model, not a curated record. Gene Ontology annotation, cellular component: cytoplasm; nucleus. Gene Ontology annotation, molecular function: non-membrane spanning protein tyrosine phosphatase activity. The coding region runs from base 241 to 2589 and encodes 782 amino acids.
UCCUGGAAGUUGUGCGGGUGUGAGCCGGACACCAGUGCCACCCCUAACGUUGUUGCUGCCGGCCGGGCUUGGCGGGAGAGCUGGUGGGCGGGAGGGGCCACUGGGGCCGGCAGUGGUCGGGAGAGAAAGGGGAGGAAGGGAAGGGGAAACGACCUGGGGAAGACGGAGCGCGCUCUGCGCCGGGCGGGCGGGCGGCGGCGGGGGGGCCAGCGGCCGCAGGCGCCGGGAGGACGUGAGGCGAUGGAACAAGUGGAGAUCCUGAGGAAAUUCAUCCAGAGGGUCCAGGCCAUGGAGAUUCUGGACCACAAAGGGGAAGACUACUUCACCCGGGACUUCUCGAGACUAAGACGAUUAUCUACCAAAUAUAAAACAGAAAAAAUUUAUCCAACAGCCACUGGCGAAAAAGAAGAAAAUGUUAAAAAGAACAGAUACAAAGACAUAUUACCAUUUGAUCACAGCCGAGUUAAACUGACUUUAAAGACUCCUUCCCAAGAUUCAGACUACAUCAAUGCGAAUUUUAUUAAGGGAGUCUAUGGGCCAAAAGCAUAUGUUGCAACCCAAGGACCAUUAGCAAAUACAGUUAUAGAUUUUUGGAGGAUGAUAUGGGAAUACAAUGUUGUAAUCAUUGUAAUGGCAUGUCAAGAAUUUGAAAUGGGAAGGAAAAAAUGUGAACGAUACUGGCCUUUGUAUGGGGACGAUUCUCUAACAUUUUCACCAUUUCAAAUUACUUGUGAAGCCGAACAAACUAGGACAGACUACUAUAUUAGAACAUUGUUACUUGAAUUUCAAAAUGAAUCUCGUAGACUAUAUCAAUUUCAUUAUGUGAACUGGCCAGACCAUGACGUUCCUUCAUCAUUUGAUUCUAUUCUGGACAUGAUCAGCCUUAUGAGGGAAUAUCAAGAACAUGAGGAUGUGCCUAUUUGUAUACACUGCAGUGCAGGUUGUGGAAGAACAGGAGCCAUUUGUGCCAUAGAUUAUACAUGGAAUUUGCUAAAAGCUGGGAAAAUACCUGAAGAGUUUAAUGUAUUCAAUUUAAUACAAGAAAUGAGAACACAAAGGCAUUGUGCAGUACAAACAAAGGAACAGUAUGAACUUGUUCAUCGAGCUAUAGCCCAGCUGUUUGAAAAACAACUUCAAAAAUAUGAAAAAUAUUCAGACUGGAAAAUUUCUGAUGUAGUGGAUGAAAUUAGUACUGAAAAGAUUGUUAGCUCUCUGGACCUUGAAAAAACAGAUUCUCCCCCUCCGAAGCCUCCACGUACACACAGUUGCCUUGUUGAAAGGGAUGCUAAAGAAGAAAUAUUACAGCCUCCAGAACCUCAACCUGUACCACCCAUCUUGACACCUUCUCCUCCUUCAGCCUAUCCAACAGUUACUACAGUAUGGCAAGACAAUGACAGAUAUCAUCCAAAGCCUGUAUUGCACAUAGUUUCAUCAGAUCAGCAGUCAACAGACCUCAAUAAAAAUUAUAAUAAGCCAUCAGGACUUCCAGGGAAGAGUGAAUCAAUAGUUGAACACAUGGAGAAGAAACUGGAGCGAAACUUAAGUUUUGAAAUUAAAAAGGUUCCCCUACAAGAGGGACCAAAAAGUUUUGAUGGAAAUACACUCUUGAAUAGAGCACAUGCGAUUAAGAUUAAAUCUGUUCUACCCUAUGCCACCGAGAAACUCUUGAAGUCACAGGAUCUAAGUUCAGGGGAUUUAAUUGAAGAUAUUUCUCAAAACACUUGUGUGGACUGUGGUCUAUCACCAUCUGGCAAAGUUUCAGUAACUACACAAGAAGGAAUGCAGAAAAGUUCUGAUACACCCCCAAGACCAGAUUGUUUGCCUCUCAAAGAGAAAGGACAUGUUAUAUGGCCAUUACAUGGUCCUGAAAAUGCACUGCCUGUUCCUGAUGAGUCUGAGUGCAAAGACUCGGCUAACCAAUGUCAGGCUACUAAAACUAUUUUGCUAACACCAAGCCCCACGUUACAAGUAGAACCUAGCAGUCUUGUGGAUCAUGAUAGUAAUACACUUUUAGUUAGAGCACCCCUCAGUUUUACCAACCCUCUUCACUCUGAUGAUUCUGACAGUGAUGAAGGGAACUGUGAUGGAGCUAUUCCCAAGAAUGUGACUAAUAUUUCAACAGCAAGUGCUACAGUUUCUGCUGCCACUAGCACUGAAAUCAUUUCUACUAGAAAAGUAUUACCAAUGUCCAUUGCUAGACAUGAUGUACCAGUUACAGUAUGUUCAGGGGCUGAAAAAGAUGAUGUUAGUGAAGAUUCGCCUCCCCCACUACCUGAAAGAACUCCAGAAUCUUUUGUAUUAGCAAGUGAUCAUAACACACCUGUAAGAUCUGCUGAGUGGAAUGAACUUCACACCCAAGAGCAAUCUGAACAAAAGAACUCUGAAGUCUUGAUAUCUACUGAGAAUAAAACACUUGAUCAUCCUGUAGAGAGUGAUCAGAUGGAGUCUAAUAGAGAUUGUCUACUCUCUACUUUAAGUAACAAAGAUGAUCAUAUUUCAGAAAGUCCAACAGAAGCCACAGAUAUUGGAUUUGGUAAUCGUUGUGGAAAACCCAAAGGACCAAGAGAUCCACCAUCAGAAUGGACAUGAUGCAAGGGGACUAAGGACACAUGAAAUUAUACUGGAAAAUUCAAGUGCCACUGAAAACCCGAUUUCACUUCCCCCCAAAAAAAUAAAGAAAAGAUUGGGUUAUUGUGGGUGAGGGGUGGUUGCUAAUUAGAGCAGUGUAGAUUGUUACCUACAAAGGAUUCACUUUUUAAAAUAAUUACAUUCAUUAAAAAUUUAGAAGUUCACAACAGUGGAUUCCAGUAUUACAUUCUAAUGUUUUUUUUUUGUUUUUUUUUGGCUGGGACCAUCUACUCUGCCUUAUUGUACACUUAGGAAAAAGUAUUACAUAUGGUUUAUUUUGUAACUUCCAAGUAUUAUUGCCUUAAUGUCUCUUAACCCUGUUACACGCUGCUUGUAGACAUAUGUUAAUACAGUAAUACUUUUAUGACAAAUUGAGUUUAUGGACUACUCUUUUGCUAAUGUUUUAUCAUGUAUGCAUUAUUUUGUAUAUGUACAGGGCAAGUAGGUAUAUAAUUUGAUAAAGUUACAAUCAUAAGAUAUUAACAGAAGAUGUAAGGAAUCUCUGCAUGAUCUAAAUCUUUGUCUACUUUAUUUGUAAAUUAUUUGCCCUGAUGUUUUAGAAAAUAGUUUCUGAUUUUUUAAAUUGCUGGACAUAUGCUACCAGCAUUACAGGUUAGCAGAGAUAAAAGAUUGUAAUAAUACAUUUUGUAAAUUGUAAGCAAAAGGUUAUUUUUAUAUUAUAUACUGUUUAAUUGUCAACCCUAAUUUGUCCUGGUUUUCAUCUAGUUACAGAGAUUCAGUAAGUGCCUUGGAACAGUAUUGAAUUCUCUUAGCUCAUGUGUGUUACUUUAAUAUUUGCAUUCAACUGGGUUUAGAAGACUAUCAAAAUGUCUAUGUUUUAGAAUAUUUCACUUGCCAGUAAAAAAAACAAGCAAUUCCACAAAUUCUGUCUCUCUUGGUUAUCAUUUUAGCUUUUUUAGGAACUUGUACUGUUUAUAGGAAUUUUAUUUGUUUCUUUUUCUUUCUUUCUUUCUUUCUGGAUUGCAGACCUGUUUUCAGUAUAUUCUCCCCAUCUAGCUUUCACAUCACAGGAGCCGAUUGAAAUAUCUCCAAAGUUGGGACAGAAACUAGGAUCAGGUUUGACUAUUUUUAAGAGAUUUCUCUUCUCUUGCUUUAUAGUAAUAGGCUUAUCAAACAGAUGGGAGGGAUAUAAAAUGUACAGCAGAGCAGAAGCUUUAAAGAAAGAAAGUAGGUUCACGGUGAAAGGAAAAAGCUGAUGACUUUUCUGUGGUAGAAAAAAUUUUAAAUCGGUUAUGCUUUUGUAUUUAUCCUCUACUCCAUUUUUUUUGUGGUGGUUAAUUGUUUUACUCGGGGAGUUUUGUAUUCAGUGAAUCAGCAAACAUUUAUUCAGUUCCCUCCUAUGUGCCAGUCAGUAUGCUAGUUGUUGGAGAUACUAAGACAAAAGUGAAACAACCUCUGCUCUCGAGCUUAUAUGUUAGGGAUGGUAUGAAUAAAUAGGAGGUAGUUAGGAAGGGAGGGCACUAGUAUUUGUGGGAAUUCAGUAAAGGCUUCAUGCACCAAUUUAUGCUUGAAUUCAGUCUUGAAGAUGGCAAAGGAGCAGAGAAAGUGCUUUACUGUCAUGGUCAGUCAAUAUACAGACAUGGAGAUUUGGGAGAUGAAGUUCUUCAAGGGAUGAACAGAGAAUGCCAGUUUGGCUGGACCACAAAGUUCAUAAUAGGCUGGAAAAGUGUUUCUAAGAUUUCAGACUCUGAGCAGAAGUUGUAUACCAGCAAGACAAAGAACUUAUAUUCUAAUGAAGGAAGACCUGGAGGUAGAGAGAUAGGUACAAGCCUUAGCAUACUGAGAACCUUUUGGGACAGUCAUGGUUGGGUUUUUUUUUAUUGUUGUUUUGUUGUUUUUUUUUUUUAAACCCUUAACUUCUGUGUAUUGGU